Hydractinia symbiolongicarpus is the source of this 1009-nucleotide messenger RNA. RefSeq lists its product as uncharacterized. Bases 57 to 989 code for a protein of 310 amino acids. The record is from RefSeq and is a predicted model, not a curated record. The transcript is spliced from 7 exons. NCBI's taxonomy places the organism in Eukaryota, Metazoa, Cnidaria, Hydrozoa, Anthoathecata, Hydractiniidae.
GCGCAAAUUUGUUUCAAAAGAACGGUACAGUCAGGAGCAGCAAACUUGAAGAAAACAUGGCAUCUUCGUUUUAUGGAAAUACUUCUACUGCCACAACUCCAGUGGCAAAAAAAAGAGCCAAGGUUCUAAAUCCAACACCACCGCCACGUAAAAACUCAACCAAAUGUGCUUCACGAAGCCCUGAUGUGAUGUUUGGAUUACAGCAACAGAAUGAAAGUUUAGAGGAAACUUCAUUUGAGGAAGAAAAUAAUGCUUCACCACGGAUGUUGCGGGCUCUCACUAACGUUAAUGAUGCACUGAGAAAGAGGAUUUCAUUGCUGGAAUCUCAAAUUCAGAACAACAAUGUAAGAAUAGAAAAUGUGGAAAGUUCACUUGUAGAUGUAAACAAUAAAUGUGCGAAUCAAUUUGAUGAUUCAAAAAAAGGGAAAUUGCCACCAGAAUUAACUCAACUUGUUCGAAAUGCAUACAGAAGUAUAAAGGAUGAGAGUACUUGGAAUUUUUUAGAGAGAUUUGACUCCAUACACAACAGUAGAAUAACUAAUUUGAUUUGCCAAAUUGUAAAAGACAGCAACGAAAAUCCCUAUGCUCCAUCUUUAAUGCACAAGUCGUGUAGCAGAUAUUAUUCUACCCUGAAACGAAAAGAAAAGGAGGAAGAUAAUGAUAGAAAUAGUGAAUUAAAACGUAAAAGAAGGCGCACAACUCGUCGGCACCGGUUAUACCGCCAACGAUCAAAAUACGUGCCACGAGAUAAAGCCGACAUCUGGAUGUUAUGUAAUGCCGAAAUAAUGAGUGACGAACAUUCAGAUAAUGAAGCAGAAGGAUAUGUACAUCCACCGAAGUUCAGAAGUGAAGAAGUCACUGAACUGCUUCACUUUAUUGAUAGUAAACGCUUGGGUAAAGAUGAAUUGGAUGCAAGAAUACCUGGAAGUUACUCAGAUCGGGAUAUAAGGGCAAAGGUUGACCCACUGUUGUUAGCAAAUAAUAGAUAAUGUUUUUAAAACGUGAUUUU